Molecule: messenger RNA, 494 nt
Organism: Colias croceus (clouded yellow)
Lineage: Eukaryota; Metazoa; Arthropoda; Insecta; Lepidoptera; Pieridae
Exons: 4
Coding region: 16-423 (135 amino acids)
Source: RefSeq, a predicted model, not a curated record
UCCAGUGGCGACAAUAUGAAGUCAGCAGUAUUCUUUCUUCUUGUGAUGACAGCCUCCGCUUCUCCAUAUCAAGAGGAUACAGAAGCUCAGAUAGACGAAUUUUUGAAGGCCGCAUCGUAUCUUAACUUGAGUUCAGAAGACAUUGACUGGAAGAGUGGACUCCUUCUUAACAGAAUUUGGAAUGCAAUGCAAAAGGAACAGGAUGAUCAAUACGAACCCGGUGUCGGUGGAUUUGUCGUGUCAGAUAUUGAAAUAAAGGAUCCCAAUUCAAAAAGGUUUUCAAACGAAAUCAAGCAGAAAGAGAAUAACUAUAAGCUGCCUUACAUUACUCCGCAGCGGAAAUGGAAUAUCAAAAAGGGAAAAGGUAUACCAACCAUGUGUUACUUCAAGAUAUGCUCGUUCAAGUCAUUAAAGUUUAAUUAAAUUUAUAUGGUUAAUAUCUAGUCAUCGUAGUUAAUUAGUAUUUUCAAAAUGCUUGUUAUUAGUUACUACUA